This is a messenger RNA of Ichthyophthirius multifiliis, 1422 nucleotides long. RefSeq lists its product as hypothetical. Gene Ontology annotation, biological process: positive regulation of ubiquitin protein ligase activity; positive regulation of anaphase-promoting complex-dependent catabolic process; anaphase-promoting complex-dependent catabolic process. Gene Ontology annotation, molecular function: protein binding; ubiquitin ligase activator activity; anaphase-promoting complex binding. Gene Ontology annotation, cellular component: anaphase-promoting complex. Lineage: Eukaryota; Ciliophora; Oligohymenophorea; Hymenostomatida. The record is from RefSeq and is a predicted model, not a curated record. The transcript has a single exon.
AUGGAUUUCACUUCUCCCCUUAAAUAAAAAAAUAACAUAAGAAGUUACGACUAAUAAACUCCUUCCUAGUUUAUAUCUCCUUAAUCAGAAAUGUAAACCACCUAAUCUUUUCAUGCAUUAAAAACUCCUAAUAAAUAUUCAGAUAGAUAUAUACCUACAAGAACAAUUGACUCCAAAACUAACUUUGAUUUAAAGUAAGAAUCUAUCUAUACUAAUGAUUUUACGAAUGAAUAAGUUCAUCUAAAUGUACAAGACGAAAAUACAAAAAUAUACAACUAAUAUAUCUAAACAGAACUUUUUCGAAAGUAAUUUGAAACUCCUAAAAUACUCCAAUUUGAAGUCAAGAAAAUUCCCCCAGUUUCCCCUUUUAUGUUUGAUUAAUAAGAAAAUAUUCCCGAAACUAAAAAAAGAAGAAAAAUAGGACAUAAUCCAAUAAAAAUACUUGAUGCUCCUGGUUUAGCUGAUGAUUUUUACAUUGACGUGUUAGAUUGGAGUUGCUAAAGUAUAAUAGGAAUAGCUUUAGGAUAAUGUAUUUAUACUUUGAAUACUUAAAGUGGUAAUAUUAAUAAGUUAUGUGAAAAUUAAUCUUUUUCUUCUCUCUUUUAAGUACAGAACGGACCUUUUCCUUCCUUUUACACAAGUGUUAAAUGGAAUCCCAAUAACGGAAAUUUAUUGGCAAUAGGAAAUACAUAAGGAAUUAUUGAUAUACAUGAUAUUUAGAAAAAUAUAGUUGUUCGAAAAAUAAAUUUGUAAAAAGAAAGAAUAGGAUGUAUGGACUUUUGUUCAAAUGGAAAUAUUUUAGCAGCAGGAUGUAAAGAUAAAUCUAUUCUCGUAUAAGAUUUGAGAGAAAGCGGAGGCAAAAUAUUUUUUGGACAUUCAUAAGAAGUUUGUUCUAUUAAAUUUUCCCCAGAUUAAUAAUAUUUAGCAACUGGAGGAAACGAUAAUAAAAUAAAUAUAUGGAAUUAUUCAGUUAAGAAUAUUCCCUUUUAAACACAUAGUGAACAUAAGGCUGCUAUUAGAGCUUUGGCAUGGAAUCCUCAUUAACAUGGAAUACUUUUAAGUGGAGGAGGUUCCAAUGAUUAAUGUAUAAAAACUUGGAAUGUAAAUAAUAAUUAAAUUAUUAAUAAUACUCCAACUGGUUCUUAAAUUUGUAAAAUAUUAUUUUCUGAAAAUGUUAAUGAAUUUGUAUGUGCACAUGGAUAUGAUAAUAAUAAAAUAUCGGUGUGGAAAUAUAAUUCAAUGUAAAAAAUAGCUUAGCUAGACGGGCAUAAUAAUAGAGUACUUUAUUUAAGUAUAUCACCUGAUAAUACUACAAUUGUUAGUGGAUCUGGUGAUGAAACAAUUAAAUUCUGGAAAAUAUUUUCUUAAUAAGUUAAAUAAUAAUAUUCUUAAUCAAUGCUUAAAUUUACUGAGCUAAGAUGA